Gossypium raimondii (Peruvian cotton) is the source of this 1380-nucleotide messenger RNA. RefSeq names its product ABC transporter C family member 8. The record is from RefSeq and is a predicted model, not a curated record. Gene Ontology annotation, molecular function: ABC-type transporter activity; ATP binding; ATP hydrolysis activity. Lineage: Eukaryota; Viridiplantae; Streptophyta; Magnoliopsida; Malvales; Malvaceae. Gene Ontology annotation, biological process: transmembrane transport. Gene Ontology annotation, cellular component: plant-type vacuole; vacuolar membrane.
AUGAUCCGUUUGUUUUCUUGCAAAUCGUUUAUACAAGUCAAAGUUUCUUUUGACAGAAUCAACACUUUUCUUCUUGAUGAUGAACUCAGGAAUGAUGAAGUAAGGAGAUUUCCCCUGCAGAAUUAUGAUAAAAGUGUGACAGUAGAAGCAGGAAAUUUCAGUUGGGUUCCUGAAAUUGCAAUUCCAACACUUAGAAAUGUGGAGUUGGAAAUAAAAAGAGGGCAGAAGAUAGCUGUUUGUAGACCGGUCGGGGCUGGAAAAUCCUCAAUCUUGUAUGCAAUGCUGGGAGAGAUGCCGAAACUUUCAGGAACGGUUAGCGUGUUUGGAUCCAUUUCCUAUGUUUCUCAAGUUUCAUGGAUCCAGAGUGGGACAAUUCGUGACAACAUACUCUAUGGAAAGCCGAUGGAUGCAGACAAAUAUGACAAGGCCAUUAACGCUUGUGCUCUGGAUAAAGAUAUCAAUAGUUUUGAUCAUGGUGAUAUUACAGAAAUAGGUCAAAGAGGGAUUAACAUGAGUGGAGGGCAGAAGCAAAGGAUUCAACUCGCUCGAGCGGUCUAUAAUGAAGCCGACAUCUAUCUUUUUGAUGACCCUUUCAGUGCUGUUGAUGCACAUACAGCUUUUGUUUUCUUCAAUGUGAAAAAGCUUCAUUUCAAUUGUGUUAUAACUGUUCUAGCAAAGAAAACUGUUGUCCUGGUAACUCAUCAAGUGGAGUUUCUCUCAGAAGUUGAUAGAAUUUUGGUUAUGGAUGGUGGACAAAUUACCCAAUUAGGAAGCUAUGAAGAGCUAUUGAUGGCUGGGACAACAUUUGAGCAGCUUGUGAAUGCUCAUAGAGAUUCCAUAACAGCAUUAGGUUCUUUGAAUGGUCAAGGUGAAGGAGAAUCAAGAGGGAUAGCUCCCGUGAUGUUUAACGAAUGUUCUCCAACUAAACAGAACAGUGAAGGGGAGAUCUCGGUGAAGGGUCCGCCUGGAGUAAAAUUAACACAAGAUGAAGAAGUGGAGAUCGGUGAUGUUGGAUGGAAGCCAUUCAUGGAUUAUGUUUCUAUCUCAAAAGGAUCCGUUUAUCUAUCUUUAAGCAUUUUAACUCAACUUACCUUUGUUGUUCUUCAGGCCACUUCGAUCUAUUGGCUGGCAUUUGCCAUUCAAAUUCCUAACAUGACCAACAGCAUGUUGAUAGGAGUUUACACCGGAGUUGCCACCCUUAGUGCAGUUUUUGUGUUUUUUAGAUCCCAUUCUGCUGCUCAUGUAGGAUUAAAAGCUUCUAAAGCCUUCCAAUCUGGUCUUACCAAUGCCAUUUUCAAAGCUCCAAUGCUUCUUUUUUAUUCUACUCUUGUUGGCAGGAUUCUAACCUCUAGUAAGAUCAAAUUUACCAAUAAGCAAUGA